This is a messenger RNA of Nezara viridula (southern green stink bug), 990 nucleotides long. NCBI's taxonomy places the organism in Eukaryota, Metazoa, Arthropoda, Insecta, Hemiptera, Pentatomidae. The record is from the annotation of a GenBank genome assembly.
GGCGACUGUACCGAGGUGGGGGGCUCCCACGGGAGGGAGAUUCCUGGAAGUGCGGAGGUUCGGCUUCGGAUGCGUCAGUCGUAAUCUCAUGGCGAUGCCGUCAUGUGCCCAGAACAGUUUGACGAAGGGCUGCCCUACGAGGCGGGACGGUUGGACGAUGUCAUGUCAGGUGGAGUGUACUCCUGUACUUCGGCGGGGUCUUCGGGAGGAGUCGUCCGGGUCCAGAGGGGAUGGUCUGAAGAGAGUGGUGUCGGCAGCCUAGACUACCUAGAUCUGGACAGCCUUCGCUCUUUAGAAGUACAACACAACUCCGAAUCAGACGACAGGGUCUUCGUACCUUCCGACCCCGCUGUCUGGGAGCGAGAGGACGUGGAGAACUGGCUGUCGUGGAUCACCCGUGAGCUGCGGCUGCGGCCUCCCCCGGUGGCCGACAGGUUCCCGCGGCGCGGGCGGCAGCUGCUGGAGCUGGAGCCGGGGGCGCUGGCACGGCUGGCGGGGUCGCCCCGCUCCGGGCGCCUCCUCGCCGCCCACCUCGCGCACCUCGCCGGCCGCCCCUCCUCCCCCCUCAGGACUGACUCCAUCGGUCGCACGGCAUUAGUGAGUGCACUAAUCGGGUCUUGUCCAAGAGGCAAGAUGGUCUAUUGGAUUAUUAUAGUAAGGCCUGAUAAGUGCCCUCUUACGGCGGUUUUCUUUUCUUCCCCUGUUUAUUUUUUUUUUUUAAUAAAAGCGGUAGGAGGGGAAAGAGGGCUAAGGGUGGGUGGAGGACUCAAACCUGUACUAACACCAGCACACCCUAACCUCAUAAGAUAUGAAGCGGUGUUUUAUUGGCGGUCGGAGGCGCAGGACCAAGAUGGCGGCAUAAUGAGACAGGGCGAUAUUUCCCGCGCGCGGUCGUAUAUCAUCCACCACGGGCCCGCCAAAUCCUCUCAUUGUCUUUCUUCUCCCUCCCCUCUUCUCCUCUCCUCUUCUCCUUCCCACUUGUCUUCUUAA